AAGGACGAAUGUAAUAUGUUUGUUGUUGCAGAUAUCCCCGAAGCUUACAUUCGGUUAGGAGCAUCUUUAGAUGCUAACGCUUUACGUGAAGGAACUGAUGUUUACUUUGACUGUUUCGUGGUUGCUCACCCUCCUGUGUUUAGGAUUGAAUGGAGGCAUAACGAAAUACCAUUGGUUCACAAUAUUUCCCAAGGAGUUGUUAUAAGUAACUAUUCAUUGGUUUUGCAAGGCGUAACAAGGGAUACGGCUGGCAAUUAUACUUGUGUCGGCUUUAAUGCUGAGGGGGAAGGUAUCAGUGUACCCUUCCCUUUGAAUAUACUGUACGCUCCAACUUGUGCUCAGAACCAGCCGAAAGUUUAUGGUGUUGCAAAACAGGAAGAAGCACAAAUAAAGUGCGUCGUUGACGCCAAUCCGCAUGAAGUAGAUUUCAGUUGGACCUUUAACAACUCUGCAGAGAACGUUGAUGUUGCGACAAAUCAUAUAUAUCGCAUGGGUACCACAUCGAUUUUAACGUAUACUCCAUUUACUGAACUGGACUAUGGUACACUACUUUGUGUUGCCACAAAUAAGAUUGGCAGACAGCGAGUCCCAUGCAUAUUUCAUAUAAUUGCAGCAGGUCGACCCGACCAGGUGCAUAACUGUACAUUAUUGAAUAUAUCAAUGACAUCUUUAACGAUAACUUGUAGUGAUGGUUUUAAUGGCGGCUUAUCACAACUGUUUAUAUUGGAGCUACAGGACGCUAAUAGCAAAGAAAUCAAAGCAAAUAUCACAUCAGCUGUGCCUAGAUUUACAGUUUCUGGACUCGUUCCUGGCAAUACAUAUGUGUUAUCAAUUUCCGCAUAUAAUUCUAAAGGUCGAUCUGAUCCAACAAUAGUUAACGCUGCAAUGCUCAGAAUGCCUGAAAAACAGCUAACAUUUGAACAAACCGACACACCCCGAGCAGAAUUGUUGUUUUCACCAAUGGUAUCGUUAACAAUUGGAUUGACUUUAGCACUUUUCAUUGCAACAUUUGCCAUUAUACUCGCUCUCCGAAUUCCAUGCGCCGCAACUUCAAGAAGGCGACAGAAAGCUGCAUCUAUCGGCAUUGAGUCUAGAGAUGAUUCUCCGGUUCCGAGCGAUCAGAGCGUUAGUAAAGAUAUCGAUGAAACCGAUGAAAGAAACCCAGACGUAGUUCCCGAAUUGAAUGAUUAUGAUGAACAAAGAGAAUGUGCCCGAAAAAGACAGCUUAUAUCUACAAUCGAUACCACUAUCAGCAAUCGCGGAAAUAUAUUGGUUAAUACCCCUCUGGAACAGAAUGUUGAUACGACAGAGAGGGCUUUUUGUGCGGCCCAUAAAAUUGGUUUUUGUACUUUGCGCAACGAAAGGGAACCCCAUCACAUACAACCGAUACCAGCAGUGAAUGCGACUCCACAUGUUUAUUCGAAUGUUAUUGCUCAAUGCACGCUUCCCCGACAUUCGUAUCGAAAUAAUUGGCCUGGAUAUAAAAGCAACUAUGCAGUGCAUUCAAAAUUUUAUCAAAUUUCGACUUCAUCAGAAAAUUCCGAUAUGCAUCUGACUCGAGAAUCGACGGAGGAAUAUGCAGGCUCAUCGUCAUCAGUAUCCAACAGUUCUAUAAUUUCAACGUCCAAAGCUUUUGCUCAACCUCAUAAUCGAACCAUAGCGUUACACCACAUAACGCAGGCCCAGCCCAGCAGUGUUAGUGUUGACACAUCAAGCAAUGUUUUUAACUCUAUUGAACAGAUCCAAUCCGAAGAUGAAGUUACCGUCCAAACUCCAUUAAUGAUAAAACGAGAUAGCUCUGUAUGACUAUAGAAUUUCCACGGAGCUUAUGAACAGGCUCUGUGAUUAUAAAUAAUAAUUCAUUUUAAUAAAAAUACUACAUUCAUAGAGUAGAUAUGUUGUAUCGCGAAAUUUUACAAUACAUUUUCAAAAAUAUUGCAACAACUAAAAUAUCCCCAAAAGAGUUUUGCAAAUUUCCUAUUAAUAUUUUUUAAGUAAUGAUUUAAUCAUAAUACAU
Molecule: messenger RNA, 2017 nt
Organism: Drosophila virilis
Lineage: Eukaryota; Metazoa; Arthropoda; Insecta; Diptera; Drosophilidae
Gene: side-VII
Product: sidestep VII
Molecular function (GO): protein binding
Source: RefSeq, a predicted model, not a curated record